GUCAGCCAUUUAAACUGGAUCCCAAAUCUGCUCAUCGAAAACUGAAGGUGUCCCAUGACAACCUGACUGUUGAACGUGAUGAAUCAUCAUCUAAAAAGAGUCACACACCUGAACGCUUCACUAGUCAAGGAAGCUAUGGAGUAGCUGGAAAUGUGUUCAUUGAUAGUGGCCGUCAUUACUGGGAAGUGGUCAUAAGUGGAAGUACAUGGUACGCCAUUGGCCUUGCAUACAAAUCGGCUCCAAAACAUGAAUGGAUUGGGAAGAAUUCUGCUUCCUGGGCCCUCUGCCGCUGCAACAAUAACUGGGUGGUGAGACAUAACAGCAAGGAAAUCCCCAUCGAGCCAGCCCCUCACCUCAGGCGCGUAGGCAUCCUGCUGGACUAUGAUAAUGGCUCAAUCGCUUUUUAUGAUGCUUUGAACUCCAUCCACCUCUACACCUUUGACGUGGCGCUUGCGCAGCCUGUGUGUCCCACCUUUACUGUGUGGAACAAGUGUUUGACGAUUAUAACUGGUCUUCCCAUCCCAGACCAUUUGGACUGUACAGAACAGCUACCUUGAGUACCUGGCCCCAAAGCAGCCCCAAGGAAUUACAAAGGUUGAGGCCACUGUUUAGGGGAUUGAGAAACUAAGGCUUCCAGAGUGUAAUGAAAUAUUCCCCAAUUUGUCCAGAAACCAGCUCAGAUAGGGCUCCACAUGGGAGAUUUCCUUCCUUUUACUGUGUUUUGUAUUAAGUACAGGCUUUAAUCAUUUCUUUAAUUUUUUGUAUUUAGAGGAAAGUCUAUAGAUUAUUUAUAAAAGAAGCAUAAUUUGGGUCACAGCUGUUAGGAAUCACUUGGUUUUGUCCAUUAAGAGGCCCAUAAAUUUACCAGCCCUUUACCAGUUUCAUUUCAUCAGUCUAUGAGCUUGCAAAAAAAAAAUCCUUUUGUAGAUUUGUGUUUUUUCACUUUCUUACAUUCUAUUCCAUACUAAGGCCAUGCUAGGUACUUCCACUUAGAAUAACCGAAUAUACAGCAAAAGUAAAAGUCAUUUUGAGCCUAGUAAGGAAGUACACAGGCUUCCUUACUCUUAUUUAAGUUGAGAUAUUUUUACUGUGAUGUAAUAUCAGAAACUUGUAUUGGAUCAAAUAGAAUGAAGAAUAAGGGAGAAUGGAAGAAUUAAAUUUGGAACUCAAGCUUAGCCAUGACUGAUGGGAGGAUUUGGGAAUCCAUAAAACUUUGGUUAUAUAUUCACCAACUUCUCCAGGGCUGAAGCUUUUGGGCUAAUAUCUUGAAUGAGAUUAAAAUUAACUGUUGUCAUUUGAUUUCUCCAAAUGGUUUAAGAAUUCAUGCUGAAUUGGGUUUUAUCAAAAGUAGAAUUCUGUUUUAUUUCAUAGAGCCGUUUUACCUUACCUCUUACCAGUCAUUUUUGGGUCUAUGAAAUUUUUUCACUACAUUUAAUAGGUGCCCUACUUUUCCUUUCCACAAAUCAAAUUAUCUUUUCUUUCUGGAGCUACAGAUUCGGAGCAUGGCCGGUUACAGAUAGCAAUCCCACUUUCAACUGAUUUUGUUUUCUGGGACAUGAGCACAUGCCCUUAAACACUGUCCAAAUAUAAGUCACCAAAAACAGUAUUUAUAUGUAAUGAUAAGACAUAUUACACAAAGUACUAGUCACUAGUGUACAUGCCUUUAAAGUUACAGUCUUUUAGUAAGCACAUUUUGAAGAUAUAGACAUCCCCAUAUAUCCUAGUAUAGUUUAUAAUAGAGUUGUAAGAAAAAAAAUCUAAUUUACUGUUACUACAGAAAAAUCUGCCAAUAGAACCUACUAAUAAAAUUACAGCUAAAAUUCUUUUCAUACUGACCUGAUAAACUGUAGUGGUCUCUGGAUUAAGACUUUCUCAGGUGAUCUUGGCAUGGGACAUUGGCAUGGGUUCACCUUCAUUAAGGAUAUUGACCUGUAUAAGUGGUUUCAAUUGCUAAAAUAUUUAUCUGGGCCACCACAUCAACCAGUCAUUGACUGAAAAGACCAAUGGAUUGAGGCAUUGGUUUUGGUGAUUUUCUUUCUUAAUCAAAUCACCCAUUUCCCAGAAAUAACUCGAUACACUCUUCAUUUCAGCAUCACAUGGUCACAUUUGAUGUGCAAGCCAAUCUGGAUUUCAUGGAAGACAAAGCCAGUUUCCUGUGUCUUUCUGUCCCUUCCCUGGCAGAUGAUGUCCUUUUUCUUAAUGGAUAGAUUUUAUAUAUUGACUAUAUUAUUUAUACCCAGAUGAAUAUUUUGAUAGCAGCUUAAAACAAUUUCACAUCUUAAAAAUGGACACCUCGGUGGAAAAUUUUUCAUUUUUCUCUAAAAAUUUAUUAGAACAUUUUGACAGUAUAAAAAUAUGUAUUUGCCUUCCCUGAAUAAACCGAAAAGGUUGUCUCAGUCAUUUUAUGUACAUUUUGGGUAACUGGAUAAUAGAUAUUUUAAUGCACUUUGUACACUUACAGGUUCUACACAAAAGGGUCUAAAACUCAAAUUCUGAGUUUUUAAAACCUCAUUGUCUCCAGGUAACAAUAAAUGCUACAGUUUGCCUUAUGAUGUUAACAUAAAGCAUUUAUGAUCAGGACAAUAUUUCAAUGGAUAUGUUUUUUCAGUAUAAAGAUGUUACUAUUCAGAUUUUCACUGCAAGCUUUUGAGGGUGUGUUUUGGCUAUUUUUGUAAGGACAAGACAGAUUAUGCUAUAAUUUUGUUGUGCAAGUCUUACUCUUGGCUAACUUAAAAACAUUGUGGAUGUAGCAGUUACUAUUUCCAGGUUGUCAUAUUUACGGAAAAAUGUGUAUAUGGUGAAAGACCACAGUGUUUAAUUGCUGUAAUGAUGUAGAAAAGAUUUCUGUGUGGAUUUUUUAAGUCUAAAAAUACAUGAUGUAAACAUUUGCUGCAGUUUAACUCUGCAUUUUCUUUAAAUGGAUUGGGGCCACUCACAGGAAGCAUUUAUAUAGAGGGGCAAAAGAAAUGGCAGUGCCAAUCAAAUUAGUACAACAAAAUUGAUGAGUUGUCAAUGAAAGCUUUAAAGGCUUGGCACCGUGUGCAUGUGAAUGAUUCAGUUGCCAAGUGCCCUGAGCACAGAAAGAGCCUACCUAAGCUUGGUAUCAUGUUCUCUUUUCAUUAUUAUAAAACUUAGUGAUUUUUGAACAUGGGACCAUCAUUUUCACUUUUGCACUUGGCCUUGCAUAUUAUGUAGCCAGUCCUUGGAACAGGACUCCAAAACAUGGUACUGCUCUUCCUAAUGGAUAAAGAGAAACAUGUUGCUUGUUGAAACUUGCCUUAGAUUCAUUCAUACUCAAGUAUGAGUCUAAAUAGUGGAAGAGUUGAGAAUGGAUGUAGGGUAAAAAUUUUCUCUCCAGCUUUAAAAGAAAGUGACUUCAGAAAAUGACUGUAUAGAUGAUGGUUUCUGUGGGAGGAAAAGCAACCUGAACAUGGACAGACUUUUAUUAUGGUACUGAUAUAUGGACCUUGAACUUCCUGAGGAAUGAGCCAGUGCCCUCUACUCAAGAUGGAUUUGUAUCUCAGCUCCAGGGGUGCAUACAAAUUGUUGCAGAGAGACAUGUGACUGCCUGUUCAGUGCAUCUGGUGCUGGGAAGCUGACAUCUGGUCUCUCUUGGUAAAGCAUCAAUGGCAUGCAGAGACAAUGACACUAGCAAGAGAAAUGUUUUGAAAAUAGUGCUUCUCAUCAAGUUCUUGAUUUUGCUACCCAAGAAGACAUUUGGCCUUAUCUGGAGUCAAUUUUGGUAAUCGCAAAUUGGAGACAUGUUGCUCCUGGCAUCUGGUGGGUGCAAGUCAGAAAUGCCAUUAAACAUCCUGCAGUGCACAGUGAAGCUUCUCACCAGAAAAUGAUAUAUGGCUCAAGAUGUCAGCUGUGUCCUAGUUUAGCUACUCUUGAAUGUUUGCUUUUGUUCAGGGACAAACAAAAAGGCACAGAAGUCAACACCUUCACAGGAGUGGCACUGUCAUCCCUAAAAUUAUUUACAAAAUACUUACAGUAAGCCUGAUUUCUAAAGCAAUCUAAGACGGUGGGAAUGCACAUUAUUGAGCUAAGUGUUGUGAUUUGAUGAUCUUGUUGUAGAAAGGAAGUUUUUUUCUAUGUCUCCUUGGAGCAGCAUACUUUCAAUCCCUGGUACUUGAGUCAACUGCCAAUCCCCUCAGUCCAGAAUCUAUUCUCGAUUUCUGUUGUUUCCUGGUUCAAAAUAAAAUCCUUUUGUGGCACCAAAA
Molecule: messenger RNA, 4223 nt
Organism: Mus caroli (Ryukyu mouse)
Lineage: Eukaryota; Metazoa; Chordata; Mammalia; Rodentia; Muridae
Source: RefSeq, a predicted model, not a curated record